Molecule: messenger RNA, 1167 nt
Organism: Panicum hallii
Lineage: Eukaryota; Viridiplantae; Streptophyta; Magnoliopsida; Poales; Poaceae
Product: ras-related protein RABF1-like
Exons: 8
Coding region: 140-745 (201 amino acids)
Molecular function (GO): GTPase activity; GTP binding
Source: RefSeq, a predicted model, not a curated record
CGCCCAAGCCAGGAAGAAUUUGCGAGCCGACCAAAAACCACCAACCGGCUUCGCCCCCGCCGUCGGCAACCGCCGGCCUCCGCCGCCUGCGCACCAUCCGCCUCAGCUCGUUCGUCCGGCAACCCCCCGCGCGCCACCCAUGGGCUGCUCCUCCUCCCUACCAGCCACUAAUGCUGGAGGUGGAGGGUUGAACAAUGUCAACAGUGGGAAUUCUGAUAUUGAUUCAAAGAACUUCCGAGUGAAGUUGGUAUUACUUGGAGACUCUGGUGUUGGGAAGAGCUGCAUCGUUCUUCGCUUUGUCCGUGGUCAGUUUGACCCUACUUCCAAGGUAACUGUUGGUGCAUCAUUUUUGUCACAAACAUUGGCAUUAGAGGACUCCACAACAGUGAAGUUUGAAAUAUGGGAUACUGCUGGCCAAGAGAGGUAUGCUGCCUUGGCGCCUCUUUACUACCGGGGAGCUGGUGCUGCAAUUGUUGUCUAUGACAUAACCAGUCCAGAAUCAUUUAACAAAGCACAAUACUGGGUGAAGGAACUUCAAAAACAUGGUGGUCCCGAUAUGAUUAUGGCUUUGGUUGGAAAUAAGGCUGAUCUACAUGAAAAUCGUAGUGUAUCUUCUCAGGAAGCACAAGAGUAUGCAGAAAGGAACAGUAUGUUUUUCAUUGAGACAUCAGCAAAAACAGCCGAUAACAUAAACCAAUUAUUUGAGGAAAUCGCCAAGAGGUUGCCCAGGCCAACAUCAUCUUGAUGACACUUGAUCAGUGUAGGUUUUAAAAAGCCUGAUCAAGGAGCAUUGUGUAAUGUACACUAGCAGAUAAAACUCGAACCUUGUCUGUCGAAUGUAACAUGGUGUCAGGUCAAGCACUCCAGCCAUCUGUAUGCGCGUUGUUUGCAUAUGUAACUUCCAUGUAAAGCUUGCCCGUUUGUGUAUUGAAUUGUGCGGAGACCUGGAAAUACACGUUUCCAGUUUGGUCCAAGUUAAACUCGUCGUGACAUGAUCUGCACUGUGCACUGGCGAUCACACAAGGAAGUGACUGAACUGAUAUGCAGGUGCAUGUUGCGACUCCUGUUUUCUGAUGCGAAAUCAAAUGUACCAUAUUAUGUAACUUUGUUGUUUACGGUUGGAGAUGCCCUUGGUCCCAUAAUAAAAGCUAAAAACAUUAGGAGCUA